UUUUUCUUUUUCUUUUUACCCUUUUCUCUUUUUUGAUUAAUUAAUUAAUUAAUUAAUUAAUUACUCUCUAAUUAUUACAUUACAUUACAUUACAACAACGAUAACAACAACUUCGAUGGUUCUCUUCUCCAUAUUGGAGUGUUGUUCUUGUUCUUUAAUUACCUUGUUUUCAUUACUCAACAACACAUGUGUCGAUCACCCAGUUAUUGUUACAUUUUCCACUUCUUCUAUCUCACUACCAUUAUAAAUAAUUCAUACACCCUUUCUCUUUUCUGUAUCCCUUUGAUUUGAUUUGCGUCGGUUCUUGUGAGAGCGGGAUAGAAUAUUUUAAUACACCAUGUUGCAGGAUGUGUUUGAUCAGCCACUGCCACCAAAGGUGGAGCAACAACUCCCCAUUGAUGAAAUUUCAAGCCCAAUCAGUGCUAGACUUUUUGAGCUAUGUGACUCUGAUUUGUUCCCAGAAGCACUUCAAAACUCUGAGGUUACUUCAAGCUCAAAUUGUUGCUAUGAAGAGAACUCCUCAUAUGCAACAAACAUGUCUCUAGCAUUAGAAGUAGAAACCAAGUUCAAUAAUAAUAACAAUAACAAUAAUACAAAUAGCAAUAAUAGCAAUAACAGUGUCACCACCCCAAGUAGCACCACCACCACCAACAACAACACAACCAACAGUAGUAACCUGUCAAUCAUCUUUGACUCUCAAGAAGAGCUUGACAAUGACAUCUCUGCCUCCAUAGAUUUCUCAUCUUCACCUGCAGCUUUCAAUGUUCCACCGAUGUUCUCAGUCACAACAAACCAUCAUCAAGAACAGUUUGAUUUUUUUUCUAUUGUGGAGGGCUUCUCACAGUAUCCCACUGACACUAGUGCUGUUGCACCUCCUCCUCCUCCUCUCAUGGGGGCUCCUCAAUUGCCUUCUGUCUUUGAAGAGGAUUGCAUUUCUUCUGCUGUUCCUUCUUAUGUCACUCUCAACCCUUCUUCUCCUUCUUGCUCUUAUCUCAACCCUGCUGCCAUUCCACCACCUUACAUGCCUCCUGCUGGUCCCCUGGCCACCGCCUUGUCGGCCGACCGUGCCGCUUUGUUCACCGGAAGCAUGCUUCUUGGCUCUGAGCUUCAGAGACCAGACCUUGAAUACCAAGGCGAAAAUGGUGGAAUUUAUUGUACAGAUUCAAUUCACAGAGUGUUUAACCCUCAAGAGCUUCAGGCACUUAGUACUGAGAGUCAGCAACUAGUGGCUGGAGGUGGGAGUUCUGCCAACUUAACGCCAGAAAUCUCAAACUUGGAGGACUCUAGCUUCAAGGUUGGGAAACUCUCUGUCGAGCAAAGAAAAGAAAAGAUUCAUAGAUACAUGAAGAAAAGAAAUGAAAGAAACUUCAGCAAGAAAAUCAAGUAUGCCUGCCGCAAAACUCUGGCAGAUAGCCGGCCGCGAGUUCGAGGAAGGUUUGCAAAGAAUGAUGACUUUGGAGAUACUCAGAGACCUGCAAGUAGCAAUCAUGAGGAAGAAGAUGAAGAAGAAGUAGUUGUGAAAGAAGAAGAUGAUAUGGUUGAUUCCUCAGAUAUCUUUGCUCAUAUCAGUGGAGUGAACUCCUUCAAAUGCAACUAUUCCAUCCAGUCCUGGAUUUGACUAAAACAAAAACCAAAAAAAAAAAAAUGAAAAAAAU
Arachis ipaensis is the source of this 1655-nucleotide messenger RNA. The record is from RefSeq and is a predicted model, not a curated record. Lineage: Eukaryota; Viridiplantae; Streptophyta; Magnoliopsida; Fabales; Fabaceae.